CUCCUCGCCCGCCUCCUCUCUCUCCUGCGGCCGCAGGAGCGCGGCAAGGCGGCGCGGCGGAGGCGGCGGUCUUGCUCUGCACUUUUCUUCAAGCAGUGAUGAUGAAUUUGAAAUGUUUUUGGUUAGAAUGAAAACUCCCAAAUCUGUGACACGUCCAGUUUCCAAAAAGGAUAUGAGUUUGAAGGACUUCAUCGAUGACUCGGAUGACUUCUUCUUGGACUUCAAAAAGAGAAACAGCGCAACUAAGAGUGGCAACGCGGAAGGAUCUUCAGACCCCAAAGAAGUCAUCGAGUUCUGGAAAAGAAAAUGUUUGUUCCCAAGAAUUGCUGAAUUUAGGUGCUUUAAGUGACACUGAAGAUUCUAUCACUGUAGAAAGUUUAUGGCAUGAUUGCCAAAAACAGGGAGAGAAAGGCUCGAAGGAGAGAUGCAUAAAACUCCCUCCUACACAAAAUCAGAAAGACUUGGUUUCCAGGUGUAGUCCAGACUUGCUUGUUGGAGGGAAAGAAGGGAACUGUGGAAAGAAGAACACAGAAGAUAAAACGCCAGCCUUAGCAGUCCGACAAAGUACAGAGUUAGAAUCAGAUAGCUCAGAUAGUGAAUUUGAAUCCUUAAUAGAACGGAUAAGGAAACAAAGCCUGUCCCGAAAACCUGUCUUAAGUGCAAGUAAAACUGUGAACCAGCUGAGUACAAUAGCAAACCGUAAGCCUUCCUAUGAAAGUACUCGGCCCUCAAAAGGUGAGGAAGACAAGAAGCCAAAGUCAAGCUCCGUUUCACUUAAAGAAACACCUGCCAGGAUAACAUCUUCUGUGAGAAGUUCUGGAAGUGAGUCAGGCAGCUACACACCAUCCACACAGACAAAGGAAAAGUGUAAUUCAUGCUCAGUGCCUGGCUGUUUCUUGCAAGAUCUCUCAAACCCAGCAUCCCAAUUUGUGAAGUAUUUCAAAAAGAAUAAAGAGGACCUGACACAGAAGCUCUAUCGUCUCUAUAACAACACCAUCUUUGAGCAGAAGUUACCAGAGAAAAUGGAAAUAAACUGGAAUAAGAAAAUGAGAAAAACAGCAGGAUAUUGUGUAACUGGGCAGACGAGAAGCCCUGAAGGGCAGCGUUACGCUCGAAUAGAGCUCUCUGAGAAAGUCUGCGACUCUGCAGACCGUCUUCGAGACACCCUCAUUCAUGAGAUCUGCCACGCAGCCACCUGGCUGAUCAACGGUGUUCGGGAUGGACACGGACGAUUCUGGAGAUUUUAUGCCAAGAAAUCAGCCCUGAUUCACCCGGAGCUGCCGAUGGUGACGCGAUGCCAUACCUAUGAGAUCAAGUACAAGUUCACAUAUGAGUGUGUCUCGUGCAAAAACACGCUUGGGCGGCAUUCCAAGUCUCUGGACACGGAGCGCUUUGUGUGCGCGCGGUGCGGGGGGCAGCUGCGGCUGCGGCGGCCCGCGCGGCAGGACGGCACUCCCGCUCGCGCCCAGCUCACACCCUUUGCCAAGUACGUCAAGGAGAACUACGGCUCUGCCAAGAAGGAGCAGGGAGGCUUGAGCCACGUAGAAGUCAUGAGGAAACUCAGCGCCGACUUUGCUUUGAAAACCAGGCUUCAAGAGUCCUUGUGAAAUCUCGGUUUCCUUGAGGCUACUUCAUUUUUGUAUGUAUUGAUAAAGUGGAUCAAUUUUUAGAAGAUUUCAGACAAUUGUAAUAGCUUAGCAGACUGAGAUCCUGAGGCCUUUUCUAAUAUGAUUGGCAGAGUGGGCAAGAAGUAAUGAUGAUGGGGAAUCACUGGUAUCAAUCCUCUCAUUUACAGUUUACUGGCUUGUAUAUCCUCCUUACACCUCAGAUAAACAGCUUAAGUGCCUGGGAAGGAGCAGUUCUAGGCCCUCCAUGGGACAGAGUUGUCAUCUUUGCUGGAAUUUCUGCAUCCUGUUUACAUGUGGGGCUUCACAGCCUGUUCUCAGUGACUCUGCUGAGCAAAAGUUCUGUUGUGGAGGUCAUCUGGAUAGUGGAUCUGCUCAGUGAGUAUAUUGGGUUCUACAUAUGUGUGAUAAACUCUGUGUAUAGCUGGGAUAGACAGAUUUAAAAAAAAAAAUCCUCAAACAUGAGCCAUGUCCUUUGUCUGGAUGAUUUUCAGACAGAAAAAGGGCAGAUCUGAAGAAGACUUGACCGUGGGUUUAGGUGUUCUCCCAAGGAGAAUUUCUUAAAUGUUUUCCUUAAAAAUAAGCUUAGGGAAAAUGGUGUUUCAGAUUUGUUAGAAAUAGCGUGAGCUUCCUCCAAAGCCUUCCGGCCCCUAAUGAGAUCAAAGCUAUCUUUAUCAUCAAGCUUGGAGGACAAUUAAUCCUCAGUAAUCAAGCUUUUAUAGAAACUAAACCUUUCCUGUAGCACUUGAAUGAAUGUGUACGUCAGUUGUGGGGUUUGUCCGCUGUGAACAGAUUGCUCAGGCAAUUAGCAAUUUUGCAU
Messenger RNA from Nothoprocta perdicaria, 2445 nucleotides. It is a transcript of the gene GCNA, whose product is annotated as germ cell nuclear acidic peptidase. Gene Ontology annotation, cellular component: nucleus. The transcript is spliced from 10 exons. Lineage: Eukaryota; Metazoa; Chordata; Aves; Tinamiformes; Tinamidae. The record is from RefSeq and is a predicted model, not a curated record. The coding region runs from base 195 to 1607 and encodes 470 amino acids.